UGUCUACUGAGCACCCUUGCACCCUGUCUGCUGCUGAGUGCCCUGGGAGCUGCUGCUGAGGGACCCUGCACACUAUCCGUGGUGCGUGUCCCUGGAAGCUGUCUGCUGCUGAGUGCCCUGGGAGCUGCUGCUGAGGGACCCUGCACACUGUCUGUGGCCGUGGGUCCCCGGAAGCUGUCCGCUGCUGAGCGCCCUGGGAGCUGCUGCUGUCUGCUGAUCACUGGUUGUCCCUGGAAUGCUGACUGCUGGUCGUCCCUGUCUGGAGCCGCCUGCCGCUGAGGGUCUGCAAGCUGCUUACCGUGAGUGUCCUGAACUGUCACCGCUGUGUGCACCGACCACCCGUGUUCUGAACGGUCUCUGCUGUGUGCACCGACCAUCCGUAUCCUUAACUGUCUCUGUUGUGCGCACUGACCACCUGUGUCCUGAACUGUGCCUGCUGUGUGCACCGACCACCUGUGUUCUGAACUGCCCCCUGGUGUGUGCACUGACCACUCGUGUCCUGAACUGUCCCCGCUGUGUGCACUGACCACCCGUGUCCUGAACUGUCCCUGUUGUGCGCACAGACCACCGGGGUUAGGCACUGCCCUACUACACGCCUAGACUACCCUUACUUGAACUGCCCCCUGUGGUGCCCCUGAGUGCUUGAGCUACCCCCCG
Molecule: messenger RNA, 657 nt
Organism: Staurois parvus
Lineage: Eukaryota; Metazoa; Chordata; Amphibia; Anura; Ranidae
Source: the annotation of a GenBank genome assembly